AUGUAUUUAUAUUUACAUGAAGACUAAGACAUUGCACCGCCAAUUGUUGAAGAGUUAAUCUUUGAAAAUGAAAAAUAAGAAUAGUUUGAAGAAGGUUAUUCGAAAGAAUAAUCAAUUCUUUUAUAGCUAGAGAUAGAUUAUUUCUAGAGAUCAGAAUUCUUUUAUAUCUUAGUUCAAACAUUGAAUAUCACGGUCUAAAAAUUUAAAGAAUUUAUAUCCCAAAAACUUUAAGAUUUUUCGGAAUUAAAACUCUGGUCUUUAUUUUAUUAAAAUAAUGAGUUAAAAAAUCAUUUAGAACUUAAGGAUUAUCUAAUUAUAAACAAUUCUAUUCUAAUUAUUAGGCCAAAAUAUAUUAAAAUCUCGAUUUAUUAUGUAUAAAAAGGAAAAAAGUAUACUCUGGAAUGUGAUUUAAAUCUGAGUGUGUAUGAUUUAAUUUGCAUAUUACAAGAGAGGACGAGUGAAAGAGAAAUAAGUCUAUAUAUUUAACAAGAAUUUCUUUGUGAGAAAAAAACUUUGAGAGAUUAUUAAGUUAGGGAUGGUUAUUGUUUGUAAAUGUAUGUAAAAUAGUAUGGUGGUGGAGGUGGUAAAAUUAAAAAUAGCUAAUUAAAUUAUUAGCAAUAGUAAUAAUCAAUUGUAAAUGAAUCUAAUAUAAUUGAAAAUAGCAAAUCAACUAAUUAGCAAUCGUAAUUUUCUAUUCUCCUAAACAAUGAAAUAAUCCAGAUAACAAUAAUAACAAAAUAAUCAAGCUUCAAGCUUUCUGUUAUAAAGGGUUUAAAUGCAAAGGAAUUGAGAGAUUUAAUUUAAUUAAAUUAAAUUAUUUCAAAAACAGAUUUACUAAUUCUAAAUGGGGCUAUUUUAAAUGAAAAAUUCGAUUCAGAAGCACCUUUGAAUUUAAAAAGUUUUGUUAUUUAUGUAAUACCUUUGGUAUUAGGAGGUAGCUGCAUGAAAUUUUAUAUUGAAAUAAAUGCUCUUGAAAUAAAAGAUUUAUCUGAUUUAAAAGAAUCACUUAAUUUUGUCUCAUAUAAUAUCGAUGAAUUAUUUUAGAAUGUAUUGGAUUAUAUAAAAUCUAACAAAACAAAAGCUAAAAUAUUCCAGAAAUUUAAAUUACAUCAAUUGGUAGCUAUUAUGUUAUGGACAGGUAAUAAAAUAUUUAAAAAACUGAAUGAAGAUUUAGGAGUUUAUAAAUAUGAAAAUUGGAAAAAAUAUCUUAAAUGUUUGUUGGAUGGAUUGAAAUGCUGUGAUUAUUACAGAGGAUUAUGCUAUAGAGGUAUGAAAAAUUAUCAAAAUACUUAGAUAUAUUCAAAAGGUAAAAUAAUUUAAUUUCCUUAAAUAUUGUCUUUUUCAUAGAAUUAAAAAAUAGCUCAAUAAUUUUCUAACAAAGCUGGAAUGAUACUUUAAGCAGAACUAGUUAGCUCCAAAAAUAUACUUUAAUUAUCCUUAGUACCUGAAGAAGAGGAAGUACUUUUGGUUCCUUUUACUUGUUUUAAAAUAAUAGAUGUUUAAAUUUCUAAAAUGUAAUCAAUAAUUGUUAAAAUGAAGGAAAUUGUAUAGCCUCAAUAAUUAAAGAUUAUACUUUGGAUUGAUGAAAAUCCAGAAAAUAACUAUAUUAUUGCUAAAAAAUUAGAAUAGUAAAAUUCAAAUUUGUAGAUAAUCUUUAGCUUGUCAACAGAAGAUGCAAUUUAAACUUUAUAAAUGUACAAAUGGUUUGUUUACUCUUAAUAAUCACAAUUUAAGAUUAUAAGCGAUAUGGUAAGAGUUGAAUAAGGUUAAAUGAAUUACUAAGCUGGUAUAGAUUUAUUAAAUCAACUUCAUAAUAAAUUUAAUUAUAAGAAUGAAAUUCUAUUUUUCGUUAAUGAUGUGGAACAAACCAAAAGUAUGCUAGAUAAAAUUCAGGUAAAAAACUUUUUAAUAACAAAUAAACUUAAUAUUUUAGAAAGGUUCAUUAAUAAGGAAUGA
Paramecium sonneborni is the source of this 1956-nucleotide messenger RNA. NCBI's taxonomy places the organism in Eukaryota, Ciliophora, Oligohymenophorea, Peniculida, Parameciidae. The record is from the annotation of a GenBank genome assembly.